Messenger RNA from Trichophyton benhamiae CBS 112371, 738 nucleotides. RefSeq lists its product as uncharacterized. NCBI's taxonomy places the organism in Eukaryota, Fungi, Ascomycota, Eurotiomycetes, Onygenales, Arthrodermataceae. The record is from RefSeq and is a predicted model, not a curated record. Bases 1 to 738 code for a protein of 245 amino acids. The transcript has 2 exons.
AUGCUCGGUCCCAGACGUCAGGUUACUUCCUCCAGCCAGCCAGCCAGCCAGACACUCGCAUCCGUUCCCCAGAACGAAGGAUUGAGCGAAACUCGAAGAAGCAAAAAGGAAGCCAAAAAAAAAAAAGUUGAGAAGCCAGCUGGACAACUUUCUUGCAGCUCCUCCUCUCGUUGCUUUUUUUUUUUCGGCUCUUCUGCUUUCUCCUCUUUGGUCACUGCUGCUCCUGUACGGAGUACUGCUGCUGGUGCUGCUGCUUUGCUAUAUUUGUACAAUUGUUGGUUCCAUGGCCCGGCUCGGUUUAGUUCCAUGCAUCCCUCUUCCUCUCGUUGCAUGGUUGCUGCAUCAACUCAUGCAUGCAUGCCACAGCAGAAUCCCCGAAAAGAGCAACCAGGAGAUGGCCCCCAAAGUUCGACAAGCCAGAAAUGGGAGCUCAUUAUUCGUCAGCCUCCAUUCCCAUCCCCUCCCCUUAAGCCCAUGAGCAUUGGCAUCAUAUGCUUAGUGUGGCCACUUAAGCCGCAGGGAUCAAUUCGGUUCCUGUCGACCCCCCCCCCCCAGCACAUCACACGCUGCUUCGACUCGCUCCAGCGAGGGGCAUCCUUGACGAUGGGCCUUCCAAGGUUUCUAUUCUCAGCCCCGCGGUUGGAGAUCAUCGUCAUCGAUUCGAGGUCACAAGAACAAUCCCUCCCUUGCCAGUGCCGAGUCUUGUUGCAGUUUGAGUCCAAGCAGUUUCCAGAGUGA